AUGCCUUUCGAAUACCAGAACGAGGGAAAGUUCCACCGUGUCCCCAAACUGGAGGGUGCUCCCGCCUGCGUGUACUUUACGUGGAGGAUGGCGCAUGCUAAUAACCUGCAGGCGACGUCUUUUCGACAUCCACCAGGGAUGCUUCUAACCCCCCUGACUGGCUCCAUGUUUUAUCUCAAAUACGAUGAGAACCCACAGCCAGCCCCUCCCUACCAUGACUUUGAGGAAACUGGGGUUCUCCUCCGGGGUGAAUUACAUCUUAAGGAUGAGGCUGGAAAGACAGCUGUGUUAUUGCCUGGCGAUACAUUCUUUAUCCAGCGCAAGAGCACCAUUACCUUCUCUACUCCCCGCUACGCCGUGGCGUACAAGGUAGCAUCACGCCAUCGCAUGUAG
This is a messenger RNA of Penicillium mononematosum, 393 nucleotides long. RefSeq lists its product as uncharacterized. Bases 1 to 393 code for a protein of 130 amino acids. NCBI's taxonomy places the organism in Eukaryota, Fungi, Ascomycota, Eurotiomycetes, Eurotiales, Aspergillaceae. The transcript has 3 exons. The record is from RefSeq and is a predicted model, not a curated record.